Messenger RNA from Periconia digitata, 1149 nucleotides. NCBI's taxonomy places the organism in Eukaryota, Fungi, Ascomycota, Dothideomycetes, Pleosporales, Periconiaceae. The record is from the annotation of a GenBank genome assembly.
GUAACUAAACAGUCUGGUCCCCUCACCAACUGCGCCUUUUCGUUUCAUGCUGGCGUUCAUCCUCCCAUAGUACACCCUUAAUCCAAAGCAUCCUGCAGCAGCCAUAAACAGGACCGCUGUAUUAAUCCAGUGUCCCAUUGUGAAGCCCAUAUCUGCUUCGUUCUUCGGCCAUUCCAACGGCCGCUGUCGAAUGCACGUUACUGCUCAACCAGGCCACAAGAGGCGGACUGCAAGAAAAAGUACCACUAGCACCGAUUAUGAGGCAUGCAUAGCGUGCUUGGUAGGCAUCAACGGGUAUGAGAGCCGAUACCAAGAAGCUGGAUGCCCCAAUCAAACUGAGGACUGCCGUAUGGAGAGCACGAGCAUCGAAAUGAUCCGCCGACCAAGCACUGAGGAUACAGACCACGUAUGCAACAGCGUUCGGUGGAAUUGUCAUCAGCUGCGCUUGUAUACCUUCAUAUCCCAGCUCUUUGGUAAUAGCCGGUAUGAACAGUGAGAGAGAGCUCAUGGGGACCGCCAUGCAAAAAUUCAGGGAAUAGUGGAUCCAAAGGCGCCAAUCAGUCAAUGUGGAUUUUGCGAUCUCCCAAGUCAACGCAGGCGCCGCUCCCUUUGAGCCAUCGUCCUUGAGACGGUCGACCGCGAGCUUGCUCUCAGCAGCCGACAGCCAUGAUGCGGAUUCUGGGUAGCUUGGUAGAACAAACCACACUGCGAACGCUGCAAGGCAGCACGGUAUGCCUUCGAGCAUGAAGAGCCAGCGCCAUGCCGCCAGGCCUCGAACAUUGUCCAUAUUGUCGACCAGAUGAUUGCCACGCGCACGGAACGCUCCCUCGAUUUGUACCAGAAAGUGAGAUAGUACACCAGUCCAGGGAACAAGCCGGCUUGGAACAUGCCGUUCAGGAAUCGAAGUGCCGUUACUGUGGCAUAGUUUUGCGCUCCACCGAGGCCAACAGUACAAGCCCCCCAUCCGAACAUCAGAAAGGCAAUCCAGCGCGACGGCCCUAGCUCUUUAAGGCAGUGGUUUGAGGGAACUUCGAAGACAGCGUAAGCAACCAGGAAAACCAUCAAUGCAACUUUGUAUUCAUGAUCAGUCAUGUGCGUUUGUUGGAGCAUUGAUCCUCCCUUGUUGGAGUCGAGCGUUUCGGCAUUCCC